This is a messenger RNA of Thunnus maccoyii (southern bluefin tuna), 2654 nucleotides long. Its product is annotated as zinc finger protein 853. Gene Ontology annotation, biological process: regulation of transcription by RNA polymerase II. Gene Ontology annotation, molecular function: DNA-binding transcription factor activity, RNA polymerase II-specific; RNA polymerase II cis-regulatory region sequence-specific DNA binding. NCBI's taxonomy places the organism in Eukaryota, Metazoa, Chordata, Actinopteri, Scombriformes, Scombridae. Bases 232 to 1422 code for a protein of 396 amino acids. The transcript is spliced from 2 exons. The record is from RefSeq and is a predicted model, not a curated record.
UAACUGAUACAUUUUGUCCCAACAUCAGCGCCGUAUAUCUUCCGUCACGUGGUCACCAGCGUUUCCUGUUACUAUUGUAUUACACUUCCAUGUUUUCGUCUCAAACAGCUACUGUAAUGUAAACUACAACGGAGAGAUCUCAACUCUUGUGUGAUCGGCCCCACAUAUAAAGUCAGUUUCAAGUCUGCCACGUCGCUAGAGCCGGCAGAGGUGCUGAUCCGGGGGACAAACAUGGCCAACUGUGUGGCUUUCCAGACCAAGUUAACCUCGAUCAUGGAGAUGCUAGCUAAAGCCGCCGUGUUAGAAAUCAGUAAACUGUGGGAGGACGGCUUCGCUCUCGUACAGGCCGAGCUCCGCCGGAGGGAGAGCGAAAUUGAAGCUCUGAACAGAAAGUUGAUGUUGUUGGAAAACGAGCAGCUGACGGGCCUGACUCAGGUUCAGACUUCAAACCUGUCCUCACCGUCUUCCUCCAGGAGAGAGCAGCAGAACAGGCUGCUGCCGCCCACCGGUGAUGGACCCGUUAUAGAUUCAGUCCAGACAUUAUCGUCUGAGCAGAGCGUCAGAGAGAAGACGGACACGUCAGCGAAUCACAGAACGUCUCCACCCGCUCAGUCAGAGGAGAAACAGAGUGAGCAGCUCAAGUCCGACUACUGUGAAAGCGACAGCAGAGACGACGAGGAUUUAAUAGUCAAGCUAGAGGACGAGGACGACGUUCAGAUCGUGGAGCAGAUAAUGGACUGUGAACACAGCGUUACCGAUGGAGCCGGUCAACACGACAUGGAGCUGAACCACCAACCCGCCGAAGCUGCGGAGGAACAAGAGAGCCAGCAGUGGUCGUCUGUUUCAGUGGGAGACAGCGACACCGCCGACGACUCGGACUGCUUUUUUGAACCGAAGCAGUUGUCGCAAAACCUGGACUCAGAAAUCCUGCUCAUUCAAAACGCUUUGGACAUUCUAGAUAAUUCAGCGGAGACGGCGUACUCUGACAGGUUCAUGAGGGAUAACGGUCAAGGUGCGUCAAGUAAACCGAGGGCUCCUGUGACUUUCAGCCAAGCUCAGCCAAGUCAACCUAUAGAAGCAAUAAAUCACCCAGAGAGAGGGGUGUCCAUCAGAUUCCUCUCAGAGAAACAACCACAGACUAAAAACAUGUCCACUUUCAACCCGGACAACAGAUUCUUUCUCUUAAACGACCCGGAGUUGCAUAAAACUAUAGCAAGUCGUCGCAUAAAGGAGAAGUGGUUCAUUUGCCCGUUCUGCGGCAAAAGCUUCGAUCGCGUCAGCCAUCUGGAGAUUCACCAGCGGAUUCACACGGGAGAGAAACCGUACACGUGCGAUACGUGCGGCAAGAGUUUUUCUCAGAGGAGUAACCUUCGCACUCACCAGCGGACUCACAAAGAGGUUUUAGCCCAAAACUCAGUUUGAUUCAUGAGAUUUUUAAAGAAAGAGGAAUGCUAGGAAUAGUUCUGUGGCAUUUAUGUUUAGACGAAUUAACAAAUUACUUUUGUACUUCAGUAUUACUGAAAAGUAAUGUAGCAGACUGAUUUUACUGUGUACUCCCGUUUUUGUUUUUUUUUUUUGAUAAAUCAUAACUUUGACAUAGAUUGGAUUUUAAACUGUUUGUUAAUCCAGUAAUUUAAGAGAUUUAUAAAAAACGUGUAGGGAUAUCCAGCCUCAGCAACACAGCUGAAUAUUGACUUCUAAAUGUUGUUACUCAAAAUUUGUUAUUUAAUAUUUGGCAGGUUGAUGUGUUGGAGAGAUCAUCACUGCAGACCCUUCUGAUAUCCCUGAGCGUUACCUAUGUUACGUUAUUUUCUGCACAUUCAUCAUUCAUUGUUACAUUAGUCAGUCGAUGCAGGUCUGCAUCUAAACAGACUCAAAAAAUUAAUCUUCUAACCAAUUUUCUUUCUCCUAAAGGAGAGAUUAUCAAGGAGAAAUCGUUACGAAAACACAACCGCAGCACUUAGAGAAAGAUACUGAAUCCACGUGUGUUGUUUUCAUAAAACUGUUGGAACAAGUUUGGUCACAAGUACAUUUUUCUAAUGUAAAUUGUGACUUUUUGCAAAGAACAGUCGUGUUUACUUUAGACUAAGAAAGACAGGAAAGCAAGAAAGGAAGCACUGACUCUUCUCAUCUUAGCAUUUGCUGUUUAGAUGUUUACAGGUCUGACAGGAUCCCCUGAUUAGACGAUACUUCUUGAACAUGUGUCUUUAUUCUUCAUCCAGAGCCCCCUCCAAGGCAUGCUGGGAGAUGAAGAUCUUCUUGUAGGUUAUGUUAGAUUAGCCUAAGGUCCCCUACAGCCUGAUUCACUUCCAUCUCAACUGUCCAGUCUGAGUGGAGAAGCACUGUCUUAAACACUUUCUUGCACAGAGUGAGAUGAGAAGAUGGAAAACACUCUUUACACUACACAUGAAUCUACAACCAGGAGACGGUUAGCUUAGCUUAGCUUAGCGACAGAAUGGAAACAGCUAGCCUGGCUCUUUCCAAAGGUUAACAAAUCCGCCUACUAGCAUUUCUAAAGCUCACCAAUUAACACAUUAUAUCCUGUUAAUAAUAAUCUAAUCUUGUAAAACAACUCAACAUAUUAAUAUUUCAGUUUUUGUAGGGAUGAAACAAACAGGAUAUAACGUGUUAAUAAGUGAGCUUUAGACAUGCUA